AUGACCCUCUUUAAACUGGCUCUUCAAUUCAUCCAUCGAAAACGAAUACGAGUGUUACUUUGUACAGUGAUUAUUUUUGUGUUUGUCGUAUACGGAAAACGCUUCAUCAAGAAAGCUUGUAGAGCUUCAUUGCCGAUAAAAUAUCAAUUGUCAAAGAGCACCAACACGGAUUUAGUUCUAUCAUUUAAUGAAACUAAAGAACAUUUGUGUGCUAUUAUAAUGUCACCAUCACUGAACAGAGUGUUUGCUGAUACUCUAGCCAGAUUCACUCGUGUAGAGGAACGACCAUGGCCACUGAAUACCGUUCACGGAUGCCAUGCAUUCAAGCUGCCCACAGGUGAAGAACCCGGGAUAUCUCAAGAAGAAUUGGAAUACCCGCUCGCAUUCUCGUUCAAUAUACACACGGAGUUCGCACAAUUUGCUCGUCUUCUCAGAGCUGUUUACAGGAAACACAAUAUCUACUGUAUCCAUGUGGAUGGAAAAUCCGAGAAGACAUUUAGACAGCAAGUGGAAACAUUGGCACAAUGUUUUGGUUCCAACAUACACAUUAUUCCCGAGGAACAGAGUUAUUCCAUCACCUGGGGUGAUUUUGGACCGAUAGAAUCUUGGAUUUUGUGCGCCAGACAUUUUUUGACGCAAUCCACAGUUCGUUGGAAAUACAUGCUCAAUGGGAGUGGUCAAGAAUUUCCACUAAGGACUAACUGGGAAUUGGUGAAAGCACUGAAGGCUGUAAACGGAUCCAACAUAAUCGAGUUUGACGACUACAAGUUUGUAACAGAACGAGCUCCAAAGGAGCGACCCGCAUUAAAUGUGAGCAAACUAAUUCGAUUACAAGACGAGUUGUUCUUCACUACACUGAGCGCAAACGCACAUUUCAACGCACCAGGUGGCUGCCCAAAUCAUCGGUCAAAUGAUUCUGAUCCACGGGCAUUAUUUAUUGCUAGGUAUGUGGAAUGGUAUCCAAAGGAAUGCGAACGUAUCCAACGUUUCCUGUGUAUCACGGGAGUGAAACAUAUACCAAAACUAAUCUCCCGGCCGGAGUUUUUUGUCAACAAAUUCAUCUAUGACUUCCAACCGUUAGCCUACGACUGUCUGGAAUGGUGGCUGUUGAGGAAAAUCAAGCAUGAAGGUGAAUCUGGCCAAACUGUGAUCGAUUUUGACCCAUCAUUCUACAAUCGUGGCCCCAAAUCCUGUAAACACUUCGAGGAUAUUGGAAUACUGUCAAAUCUUCGUGUCUUAUGA
This is a messenger RNA of Echinostoma caproni, 1242 nucleotides long. Lineage: Eukaryota; Metazoa; Platyhelminthes; Trematoda; Plagiorchiida; Echinostomatidae. The record is from the annotation of a GenBank genome assembly.